Hymenoscyphus albidus is the source of this 3811-nucleotide messenger RNA. The record is from the annotation of a GenBank genome assembly. NCBI's taxonomy places the organism in Eukaryota, Fungi, Ascomycota, Leotiomycetes, Helotiales, Helotiaceae.
AUACAACAACAACAAGAAUCACGACGCGUCGAUGUGAUACUACUUUCAUCAAAAACAUCCUUCCUACUAACCGAAGUCAAUCGCAAUGAACGAUCAAUCGCCCCCUAAACGUGUCACACGCGCCAGAGCGGCUGCGAAAACCUCUGAUGCUGGCGUCAAGAUCGCGACUGCCGCCUCCAAGGCAAAGCUUACCCAGGCUGCCUCGACAAACAAGCGCAAGACCAGAGCUCAAGAUGAACAAGAGGAGGACGAACUAGCCGAUAUGCCCAGAACAAUCGAACCAGAACCCACACGAGCGACCCGCGGGAGGGUCAAGAAGGCCCCAGAACCCGCAAUGAACGAACCUGCACCGGUUGCUCCGAAGUCAACAAGAGGACGGCCCAAGAAGGCUGCCACAGAAAUGCCUGCGCCGCCAGCCGAACCUACAAGAUCGUUGCGUGGUCGAGCGACAAAGAUUGAGGUCACUGACGAGACCCCAAUCGCCGAGGCACCAAAAAGAGCCGUACGAACUCGCGCCGCGACAAUCACCAAAGCACCACCCAAGAAGAGCGUCAAGUUUGAGGAACCCGAUAAAGAGAAUGUUCUUCCAGUUGCUGCAGGCGCAAAAGGCAAGGGAAAAGCUGCCGAAGCUUCAACAGGACUUCGAGCCAAGCCGGUUCGAAAGCCUGCUGCUGCCGCUCGAGCUACCCGUGGCCGUGGAAAGGCUACCACAGAUGAAAAAGAGGAAAAAGAAGAAAAGUCUUCUCCACUCAGCCCAAAGAAAGCCACGCAAGUUGGAGCAACGAAGGGACACGCUUCAGAUGAUGAGCUUGCAAUUGCGGAAAAGACUCCGAUGCAACCACUCAUGAAGAGUCCUGUCAAACCACCAGGAAGUAUUUUCAACACAGCCAAGAAACUGGACUUCUCCAAUUCCAUGUCCGCCCACAGGGCUGUUAGCGAUGUGACACAGGAUCUGGGAACAGCGGUUAUGGGUAGUCCAGCACGUCGUCCCCCUCAAUCGCCAUUCAAAGACGCGAUCAAGGCAGCACCUGUAAAGAUCACUCUUGGAGACUCCGUCCUCAAGUCACCCUUCAAGCUAUCACUUCCACCACCCACAACUACUACAGACGCCAAACCAAAUCUCAAAGCAUCCCUACUGCACUCCCCAGCAAGACGACCACAGUCUCCAAUGAAAGUUUCUGAAAAUGGUUCUCCUAGCAGGUCGACCAGUUCCAAAACUCUUUUUGCUUCAACUCCCAAAGUAAGCACCUUGAAGAUGUCAAAGUUCACGACGCCUAGGACUAUCAACAAGAGUGUUCCACCACCAAGUGCGAUGGUACCUGCCAGUAUUGCAAAGCCGCAUGCAGAAGACAUUCCAGAAACUGACGAGAAUUCCGAGCUUUUCAAGUCGCCUGCUCAAUUAAACCUUGAGUUCUCUGGCCGACUCUCUUCCAUUGUGCCUCGAGAUGUUGACCCAGAUGCUGUUUUACCGGAGGGAUUGACGGGUGCGGCAACAGUGCCAAUCGCUGAGCUCGAACCUGUCGACGACACAGUAGUACAUGGAUCUGCCGAAGUACUUAAGGUUGAGGAAUCUGCUGAGCAGCUCGUUUCUGAAGAGGUUCCUGCACUUGGAAGUACAACACCUUCAGCUUCUCCAUCAGGAUACAGCACCGGUACAUAUGUUCCUCGUGAAGAGGAUGAAAAUCCUUUCGAGGAUACCGACUCAGAAGAUGAGCUCGCUUCAGACUCUUCCCAAUAUGCAGUUGGUCCAUUUUCCGGAUUCAGAAGUGCAUCUCAUGAUUUUGAAUCAUACCCGUCUACACCCUUUACUGCAAUUGCCAAGACCCCUAGGACUGCAAAGACUAUUCGUCAUUCGUCAGAAAAGACACCAUCCCGCGCAGACAAGCUUGGAUUUACUCCGUUGGCUCAGCAAUUGAGCGACUGGAUGGCUGCUAGCCCAGCGAAAGCAGAAGAGGAGAAGGCAGAUCAAGCAACCCCCACAAACAUCAAGAAGAAUGCCGGAGUUGAGUCCAUCGCUGUCACAGCACAACAUUCCCCCGCGAAGAGUACUUACUUUGAUGACGAGAUGUCUGUUCGUGAGGAGCUAGCCUCAGAGCCUGAACCAGCGGAAUUGGAGCCCGAUAUUCUUGAAGGCAAUUUCAGCGCCCCGGAACUUGACGACGAGGACUUGGAUUUAGCCUAUGAAGCUGAUGAGAUGUCCCUUCUUGAACCUGAACAAAUAGAGGCGCUAGAGGCUGCAGCAGAAGAGCAAGAGGAGAUUGAAGCAGCACUUUCAGAAGCUAGUCAGGAGUACGGCAACGAAAACGAUACGCCCAUUGAUCCAGCAUUGUUGUCGCUUCCCCCACCAGCUCCAACAUUCUUCGCAACACCCAAACGUGUUUUGUCUGAAAGAGUCUGCCACACAGUCUCUAAGGUUCCUCUCAAGCCUGCAGCAGAUGACACCCCAAUUCGCCCUUCGCCGAAGAAGCGCAGUGCAAGCAUCUCCCGCCUUCCAGUCCAAAGACCUUCUGGCGAUCUCAAGCGUAACAAUACUGUGAUAUCCUAUUCGCCGUCUAAAGCUACAGCUACUCCACGUGCCCGCCCUCAAAAAAAAGCCGAUGAUUUCGAGAUGCAAGAUGCAUGCACCACUCCUACUAAGGAAGACACUGCAAUGUGGUCAACACUCGGAACGCCACCACGUACUCCCCGUCGCGAUGUCAAUACUGCUCUCUUGAAAGGGGCAGUAGUAUUUGUGGAUGUCCAUACUACCGAAGGAGCCGAUGCCAGUGUUCUUUUCAAUGAGCUUUUGUCUCAAAUGGGUGCCAGAUGUGUAAAGUCUUGGAACUGGAACGGAAGUGCUGAAGAUGGAAGUAAGGUUGGCAUCACUCAUGUAGUCUUCAAGGACGGUGGAAGGAGGACUCUUGAAAGAGUAAGGGAGACUGGUGGAGUUGUGGCCUGUGUUGGUGUUGGAUGGGUCUUGGAGUAAGUUUUAUCAUAUCUUUGGAAGCUUUGAGAUGUAGGCUGACAUGAUUACAGUUGCGAACGUGAAAACAAGUGGGUAGAUGAGGCACCUUAUGCCGUUGAUACAAGUCUUGUUCCCCGAGGGGGUCAUCGAAGACGAAAAAGUAUGGAGCCACGCGCGUUAGCCAACCUCAACGGUACUCUUGUUCCCUCGGCUACAUCAUCUCGUGCUUCCAACAUGUCUCCAACGAAGGAAUUCCUGAACUUGGAGACCCCAUACAUAGCGAAAUCUAAGCGUCGUGAAUCCAUUCAGUGGGUCCAAUCGCCAGCGUCAGGUGAAAAUGAUGAGUUGGCUGAUGAGACUCUUAUGCUCUCUCCAAUUCCAGCGACACCAGCGCCUGAGAUGUUUUCUUCAUAUGGAGAGGAUGGACUUUACGGAGAUGAAACCCCUGCCGGCCAAACUCCUUACUUUUUGCACAACCAAAACCUUGUUCAGAAGACAGCCCCUCCUGCUAAAGGUAAGCAAUUCAGCAUCGGUGGCGUGGAAGAAAACGAAAACCACUCGGGAGUUAGCAGUGCGUUCUUGAGUGAGAAAAAAGACCCAAGUGUCAUGAUGAGGUUAAUGGCUGCUCGGAGAAAGAGUCUUCAAUGGGCUCCAAAAGUUGGAAGUCCGCUUGCACGAGGCAAUGAGUGGUAAAGAUUAUGCUAGCAUUUUAUGUUAUUGGAGUAUGGUUUGUAAGUGUAUUGGAUGUAUCCUUUCAGCAAGCCGGGUCAUUUGGAGAGGGAGGCUGGCGUUUUUGACCUGGGCGAACUUGGACAUUCGUCGGUCGUUGAUUAUUUGCUUGGUUGUUAAAGUUAAAUUGAACAUUUC